AUGUUUGGGUAUCACAAUCUCUUCCAGUUCAGAGACACUGAGCUUCUGAUCAAUGGAAAUGCCUGCUGGUCACAGCUCUGCUUCAUCUUCGUGCCCUUCUGGGACCAUGGCGCCUACCUCUGGACCUCGGUCUUCAACACGCUGAGCCACCACUACUAUGAAGACUACCGGGAGAUGCAUUGGAAGUUGGGAGGAAGAAUGCUCCAACUUCAAGGCCGCGUGCGUCAGCUCCUCGCAUACUUGGAAUGGGGCCGGCACCUGAAGUGCACCAUGGGCCGAUUGUUGGCAAGCGCUGGUUGCACGCCGGGGAGGCUCUUGCCGGCAGUUCCGGGCAUAGGCUUCUCGCUGGCUGGCAACCUGCAGUAUCCUGCGAAGGACUAUGCUUCUGCAUGGCAGGGAGGCGGCUCCAUUGAGAAGCAUUGGCACGGCCGUCACCACUGGGCCACCGACAAGCACUUCGGCUACGGGACCUACGACUGCAUUGCCAACCUCGGUUCCGGAGGAGAUCCAGAUAAGCGCGAGGCAGCACUACUGGGCUUCUUGGAGGAGUACCAGAAGCUGGUGGAGGGCACGGUGAAGGUGGCAUCGAUCCUGCGGAGUUAG
Symbiodinium pilosum is the source of this 603-nucleotide messenger RNA. NCBI's taxonomy places the organism in Eukaryota, Dinophyceae, Suessiales, Symbiodiniaceae. The record is from the annotation of a GenBank genome assembly.